Messenger RNA from Physella acuta, 1429 nucleotides. RefSeq lists its product as uncharacterized. The record is from RefSeq and is a predicted model, not a curated record. Lineage: Eukaryota; Metazoa; Mollusca; Gastropoda; Physidae.
CAAGUCUAUCUCUAGGUAUCAAGAUCUAAUAAAAAAAUGUGAAGAUUAUAAAAUUAUUCGAAAUGCAAAAAGUUUGCUUUCUUAAAUUAUUAUUAACACUAACCUCCCCUUGCUUUUCUACACGAAACUUCCGACAUUUCCCGUGGUUGUUUUCUGUGUAGUUACAUACGUUUUAUGCCAAAGAAUCUGAGAAAAUGCCAGAAAUAGCUCUAGGUGAAAAGUUUGCAUCCUUUGACAGUUUAAAAGAUGCCAUUGACCGCUACCAGAAAGCUAACAAGGUGCAGCUUAUAGUCAAAGACUCCAAGCUUCUGGGAAGGAUUGCCAAAACAAUGCCCAAACUGAUGGAUGUUGUCAACAAAGACAUUGUCUAUUAUCGCCUGUCUUAUGCAUGUGAAUAUCAUGGAGAAUAUCGUUCAAAAGGAAAGGCAACAAAACCCAAUCACAUAUCUAAACGUAGAGGCUGUGCCAUGAGGGUUCUUCUCCGUCUGGCGGAGGACUUACACCAUCUGGUGGUCUAUGAGCUAUUUGAGCAACACAACCAUGAUAUAGAACCAAAGGAAGAAACAAAAGCACCAAAACAAUUGUUUCGCAUGGCACGGGUCAACUCAACCAGCUACACACUGGCUAAGUUAGAGGAGCGGGAAGGAGGGCAGCUGGUUAGCAUAGAAACAAGUUCAGGGGAGCAGAAUUUUGAUGAUGCUGAGGAGACCGACAUGUGUGGGGGUCAGGCCAAAAUGCCAGACACACCUGUGGCCCGGCUGAUAGGUAACGCCACUAAACGUGUCCUGACAGCCGGGGAGCUGAGGAACGGGGACUUUUAUCAAGAUCUCAAGCGCAGAAAACUUGUGCUGGUCAAUAAAAAACUGGAGCUGGAGGCCAGGAAACUAGAACUAGAGAACAAAAAACUGGAACUAGAGCUCAAGCUGCUGGAGAAAAGAAAUGAGGACGGGGAGCAGAAUCUCGGAGGAAACACGUAUUACGUGUCACAUGUCAUUGAUGAUAAAGACAAUAUUGCUGACUCUAGCACAGCCUUCCCUUCAACUGCUGCGGAAGUCAUUAAAUCUCUCACUGGUAGAGGCCAACCAUUUCAAAUUAUUACGCAAUAGCUUUUAUUUUAUCAUAUUUCUUGUUCGAUUAUCUCAUCAUUCAUAUGUAUAUUUCACAUACUGCUUAAUUCAUAUAUAUAUUUGACAUUUUGUUUCAUUCAUAUAUAUAUUUGACAUGCUGUUUUCAUGUAAUAAUAUGAACAUAAUAAACAUUGCUAUAUAUGUAUGCUAUUAUUUCUGUGCAAACAAUAUGUUGUAAAAUAUGUCAUGGUGUAAAACAGCCUUGUGAUAUGUUAGAUAAACGCAUCAAUUUUAUUAACACGUCUGAUGUCAUUAAAUAUAAAUUAGCUAAUUAAAAAGUUUAAAUUCUCAAUUACAAAAAA